Octodon degus (degu) is the source of this 5949-nucleotide messenger RNA. It is a transcript of the gene Mtmr3, whose product is annotated as myotubularin related protein 3. NCBI's taxonomy places the organism in Eukaryota, Metazoa, Chordata, Mammalia, Rodentia, Octodontidae. Gene Ontology annotation, molecular function: metal ion binding; phosphatidylinositol-3,5-bisphosphate 3-phosphatase activity; protein phosphatase binding. The transcript is spliced from 22 exons. Bases 332 to 3988 code for a protein of 1218 amino acids. Gene Ontology annotation, biological process: regulation of autophagy; dephosphorylation. The record is from RefSeq and is a predicted model, not a curated record.
GGGAGCGCGCUCUGUGUGGCCGCUGCCGCCAUGUUGUUGUGGUUGUGAGAAGGCGGCGGCAGCGGCGGCGGAGCAGCCGGACGAGACGCUCCAGGGGCCGAGCGCUGGCCCCCCCGCCGGCCCUGGCUGGUAGCCUGGUGGGGUGGCGGAGGAGGCUGUGCCGUGGUGGACUUCGCCAUGUCCUGUCGCCCGAUUUCCUUGUGAAACCUUGUAUAGUAGUAGAAAGAUUCUCAGGACAAACUUCAUUUGAUCUGAGCAUAAGAGAAAGAAGAGCCUUGUCAGACACUGAAGAAGGGACGGGGAUCUCUCCUCCUGAUCUGGGCCUCCUGUCAUGGAUGAAGAGACUCGGCACAGUCUUGAGUGCAUCCAGGCCAAUCAGAUCUUUCCCAGGAAGCAGCUGAUUAGAGAGGAUGAGAAUCUUCAGGUUCCUUUCCUGGAGCUUCAUGGAGAGAGCACAGAGUAUGUGGGCCGUGCUGAGGAUGCCAUCAUUGCCCUUUCUAAUUACAGACUUCACAUCAAAUUUAAGGAAUCUCUUGUUAAUACUGCUUCUCACUCUACUGCUUCUGAAAUCCCAGUUCCACUACAGCUUAUAGAAAGUGUUGAAUGCCGAGAUAUAUUUCAGCUUCAUUUGACUUGCAAAGACUGCAAAGUUAUCAGGUGUCAGUUCUCAACAUUUGAGCAGUGUCAAGAUUGGCUCAAGAGGCUGAAUAAUGCAAUUCGACCCCCUGCUAAAAUAGAAGAUCUCUUUUCAUUUGCUUACCACGCUUGGUGCAUGGAGGUCUAUGCCAGUGAAAAAGAACAACAUGGAGACCUGUGCAGACCAGGAGAGCAUGUAACAUCAAGAUUUAAGAAUGAAGUGGAGCGCAUGGGAUUUGAUAUGAACAAUGCCUGGAGGAUUUCCAACAUCAAUGAGAGAUACAAGUUAUGUGGUAGCUAUCCACAAGAGCUCAUAGUGCCUGCAUGGAUCACUGAUAAAGAACUAGAAAGUGUGGCAAGCUUCAGGUCAUGGAAGCGCAUCCCUGCUGUUGUCUACAGACACCAGAACAAUGGAGCUGUUAUUGCCCGCUGUGGACAGCCAGAGGUCAGCUGGUGGGGCUGGCGCAAUGCAGAUGAUGAGCACUUGGUACAGUCAGUAGCCAAAGCAUGUGCUUCUGACUCACGAUCGAGUGGCAGGAAGCUGUCAACUAGGAACAGUUCUCGAGAUGUUCCCAGUCGAGGAGACCUUUCUGAUGUGGAGUUUGAUUCUUCUCUGUCUAAUGCUUCAGGAGCAGAGAGCUUAUCUGUCCAACCGCAGAAGCUUUUGAUCUUAGAUGCACGCUCCUAUGCAGCAGCUGUAGCAAACCGAGCCAAAGGAGGAGGCUGCGAAUGUCCAGAGUAUUACCCAAACUGUGAAGUUGUGUUUAUGGGAAUGGCAAACAUUCAUUCUAUUCGGAGGAGUUUUCAGUCUCUGCGGUUGCUGUGUACACAAAUGCCUGAUCCGGGAAAUUGGCUUUCAGCUCUGGAGAGUACAAAAUGGCUCCAUCAUCUGUCUGUGCUUCUGAAAUCGGCACUUCUGGUGGUGCAUGCUGUGAAUCGUGAUCAACGCCCAGUGUUAGUGCAUUGUUCAGAUGGCUGGGACCGCACCCCACAGAUUGUGGCAUUGGCUAAGCUCCUACUAGACCCUUAUUACCGAACCAUAGAGGGUUUCCAGGUCCUUGUGGAGAUGGAGUGGCUGGAUUUUGGUCAUAAGUUUGCUGACCGGUGUGGUCAUGGGGAGAACUCGGAUGAUCUAAAUGAGCGUUGCCCGGUGUUUCUGCAGUGGCUUGACUGCGUUCAUCAGCUUCAGAGGCAAUUUCCUUGCUCUUUUGAGUUCAAUGAAGCAUUCCUUGUGAAACUGGUGCAGCAUACCUAUUCCUGCCUCUUUGGAACAUUCCUGUGCAACAACGCCAAGGAAAGAGGAGAAAAGCAUACUCAAGAACGGACCUGUUCUGUUUGGUCUCUCCUUCGGGCAGGCAACAAGGCUUUCAAAAACCUACUGUAUUCUUCUCAGUCAGAAGCCGUGCUGUACCCGGUAUGCCAUGUGCGCAAUCUGAUGCUGUGGAGUGCAGUGUACCUGCCCUGUCCAUCCCCAUCUACUCCCGUGGAUGACAGUUGCGCACCAUAUCCAGCCCCAGGGACUAGCCCUGAUGAUCCUCCUCUGAGCCGGCUACCAAAGACUAGGUCAUUUGACAAUCUGACCACAGCCUGCGACAGCACAAUGCCUCUAGCCAGCCGGCGCAGCAGCGACCCCAGCCUGAAUGAGAAGUGGCAGGAACACCGGCGUUCACUGGAGCUAAGUAGCCUUGCGGGACCUGGAGAAGAACUUCCUGCUGACAGCUUGGGGAAGCCUAGCAGGGUUCCAGGAGGUGCUGAACUAUCUGUGGCAGCUGGAGUGGCAGAAGGGCAGAUGGAGAAUAUUUUGCAAGAGGCCACCAAAGAGGAAUGUGGAGUGGAGGAGCCUGGUCAUAGAGGGAGUAUGAAGAUGCUAGAGGUCAAAGGGGAGGCACCUUUAUUGAAGGAGAGCAGGAUGACCAUGGCUGAGGGCUCAACCAUUGUAUUUUACCAAGAACCAGAGCUAGAUGAUUCUGUUUUGAGGAGCCACCCAGAUACCGUCCUGUCUCUGUUCUCACAGGAUACUCCUGAGAAGCAGGAUGGACACAGUGUUCUCAGUUCACUGCAGGCUUUCCCCAAGGAAGAGGAUAUCCUAGAGGUCUCUGUGGAACAGCCUCAAAUAGGGGCUAUCGUAGAGGAUGGAGGGGAUGCAAUUCCUCACAUCCUGGGAGAUGUUAAAAUUGGCUAUGGUACCUCAUUGUCUAGUUCUCUACUACCUUCCCAAGUCCCAUUUGAGACCAGAGGACCAAUCAUGGACAAUCCCACAAACAUGUUAAUAGAAGAUAAGGUGAAGUCAGAAAGUGAACCUCGAGUCCAUCAUAAACCUUGCCCUAUAAUUAGUGGCAGGUUCAAUGGUAAGGACAUACUUCCUCCAGUGCUGGAGUCCAGGCUUGUGGAGAAGAGCCUAGCUGAGAGACCCCAGGGGGUGUCUGUGGUACAGAGGACUUCGCCUGGCGGCACUGUCAACCCAACACCAGCCCCGUGUGCCUUGGCUUUAGCUGAAUGUAAAGAGGGGCUUGUGUGCAAUGGUGCCCCAGAGACUGAAAACAAGGCCUCAGAGCAGCCUCCGCUUGGCAUUCUUCAGAAGUAUCCCUUGCCCAAUGGGCACUGUGCCAACGGGGAGGCUGGGAGGAACAAGGACUCACUGAGCCGCCAGCUGUCUGCCACAAGUUGUAGCUCUGCCCACUUACACUCGAGGAACUUGCACAAGUGGCUACACAACCACUCGGGGAGACCAUCCACAAAUAGCAGCCCUGACCAGCCUUCCCGCAGCCACCUAGACGAUGAUGGCAUGCCUGUGUACACGGACACAAUCCAACAGCGCCUGCGCCAGAUUGAGUCAGGCCACCAGCAGGAAGUGGAGACCUUAAAGAAACAAGUCCAGGAGCUGAAAAGUCGCCUAGAGAGCCAGUACCUGACCAGCUCCUUGCGCUUCAAUGGGGACUUUGGAGAUGAAGUGACUUCAAUACCCGACUCGGAAAGCAAUCUGGAUCAGAACUGUUUGUCUCGCUGCAGCACAGAGAUUUUCUCUGAAGCCAGCUGGGAGCAGGUGGAUAAACAGGACACAGAGAUGACCCGUUGGCUCCCUGACCACCUGGCUGCCCACUGCUAUGCCUGUGAUAGUGCCUUCUGGCUUGCCAGCAGGAAGCACCACUGCAGGGACAUUGACCGUGUUGAUCAAACGUGGAAUUGUGGAAACGUAUUCUGCUCAAGUUGUUGUAACCAGAAGGUUCCAGUUCCUAGCCAGCAGCUGUUUGAACCCAGUCGAGUAUGCAAGGCUUGCUAUAGCAGCCUACAUCCCACGAGCUCCAGCAUUGACCUUGAACUGGAUAAGCCCAUUGCUGCCACUUCAAACUGAAGCUCAGUGACCUGGGGUGGGCAGAGGCCAAGCUACUGUUCCUCUGACAGGCCCACACAGCCUGGGAAGACUUGAGAGGCCCGUGUACUUGGAAUGGGGCAUGGAACCAACUGUACAGAGUGACAGAAAUUGGGAUGUACCACUGGAUUGUAGAUUGAUUUUUAUUUUAACCGCUCUUCCCUUUUCUAUCCUCCCUCUGCUUUCAAAACAAAAAGGUCCCUAGGUUGUCUUAAUUUUUUUUUUUUAAAUGAAAGACCAGAGGUUGCCAGGCUCCCUCUAGCUGGGCUGCCUUCCGUCUGGCACACCGAAGAAUGGCAUGAUGCUUCUUGGUGUAGAAGACUGAUCAGAGCCAAGAAUAGAGGCCUGAGACAGUGGCUAGGAAUGAAAGCCAGUCGCUAUAUGUGACCAUUCCUCAUGCCACCGCCACAUCAAACUGGUUGGGAAACCUUUGCUGCUGGAGAGGCUGGAAGCAUCUUCCCAAGAACAAUGUUCUAGGUGCCUCUCCUUCCUGAGAAAGGGUCCAUCCCGCCUCACAGAGAUGUAGGAUUGACAUUGGAGGAAGGGCACAUAGUGCAUGGAAUCCCCAAACUCCUUUUGGAAAAGGUGUGUGCUCUUUGAGGCAAGCGAAAGGGGCUGGGGCUGAGUGAUCAGCAUGUUGUUCCCCAUGGGAUUCUGUUUUUAAUUGACCCAGAUUGUGUAGGCUUCCUUUAUGUUCAGGGAGCUGUUCCCUGGGUAGGCUGGAUACUGCUUCCUCAGGCAUAAGAGUGCAGUCCAGUCACACUGUGGUUUCAGGGUGGCCAGGGCCUCCCCUGAGCACAAGUAUACCCAAGAACCCCAUUCCAGGGCCAGAUCCUACAAAUAAUCUCUCUUCCUCAGCCAGUACAGGGAAGUCCAGACUCAGGGUUCCAAAAAUUCCCAUUCCUAAACCAAACAAAUCAUGGAUCUCCCAUUUAAGGGGUAGAAUCAGCCUUUAGAGUUAGAAAGGUCCCCACACAAUCAGCCUUCCUCCUCCUCCCUUUCUUUGGGCAGCCCAGCAUGCCCAAUAAUUCCCCUUGAUCUCCUGAUCACCUGAGUGCACAUAUGCCCACUAGCAGGUGGCUGAGAGUAAAGGGACAGUUGGUGAUUUGGCAAGGUUCCUUAGAGAAGUGACUUGUCUUUCGGGGAGAUUCAGGGCACCUUUCCUCAGUGAGAUUUAAUAUGGUCCAAAACUAGCCUUAAAUCAAGAGUAUAUUUGUGUUGGAAGUGAGUAUGGAGAAGGGUGGAGAGAUGUUUAGGGUUGUGCUCUGUAAGGUUGGCUCCAUGUUUUGUGCCUGCCCUCCCUCUUAGGGAAAGGGAAGGGCCACACUUGAAAAUUGCUAACUGGUAACAAGAUGGGGAACACUGAAGUUCCACCCUUCCCAGUACUCCUCUUCCCUUUUGGAAGCAGUUUCCUGGCUAAGGGCAAGAUAUAUCUUAGGAAGGUGGCUCCUACAUGUCCAUGAGUAUGGUUUACAUGUGAUCCAGACACCUUUCCCAGCACUGUCCAGCCAAAUCCCAAAGUAUCGUGAGCAUGACCCCCAACUCCCACAACAGCAGGUUGCUCAGAGUCCAUGCUUAGUGUAACAGGGUGGUGUUCUUCUCCACACUCUGUGUGGUCUUGUGCAGGUAGGGAGAAGUCAAUGUAGUUAAAGAUUGUGCGGUUCCUAGUGACAGGUGCCAAGAGGUUAUGAUACGGGUUUCUUGGGUCUGAUGUACAGUGUGAAUAAAUGCUUGCAGCUCUUAGCCCUUUUUUGAUCAAUGAAGCACUUUUUUAUUAAUAUUUUUCUUUGUAUGUAAAGGAGGAACCGUAACUCUCCAUAGCUGUACAUAUAACCCUUUUCUCCUAAAGAGGAGUCCGUGCUCCUAUAUUUUUCAUUUUUUGUCAAAGCAAGAAGUAAAUACUUUAGAAUUGUUAAAUAUAUAAAUAAAACAAAUAAAGUUGA